Messenger RNA from Trypanosoma rangeli, 1734 nucleotides. Its product is annotated as putative structural maintenance of chromosome 3 protein. The transcript has a single exon. The coding region runs from base 1 to 1734 and encodes 577 amino acids. The record is from RefSeq and is a predicted model, not a curated record. Gene Ontology annotation, molecular function: protein binding; ATP hydrolysis activity; cohesin loader activity. Gene Ontology annotation, cellular component: chromosome. Lineage: Eukaryota; Euglenozoa; Kinetoplastea; Trypanosomatida; Trypanosomatidae. Gene Ontology annotation, biological process: mitotic sister chromatid cohesion.
AUGCACAUAAAAAACAUACUGAUUUCAGGAUUUCGCUCCUACAGGGAUCAAUCUUUUCAAGUUGACUUGUCACAUAAGAAUAACGUUAUUGUAGGAAAAAAUGGUUCAGGUAAAUCAAAUUUCUUUGCAGCUGUUCAGUUUGUGUUGAGUGAAAAGUAUAGUGCAUUAACGAUAGCUGAACGAAAGGAACUAUUUCAUGUUGGUUCUGGAAGGCCGGCCUUGUCCAUUUUUGUUGAAAUUAUCUUUGAUAACUCUGAUGGCCGUCUUGUUAUUCCUGGACGAGCUGAAGAGAAAGAAGUACGGAUAAGGCGUACUUUGGGACUUAAACAAGACGAAUUUCGAGUAAACGAUCGUCGUUUUACAGCAACAGAGGUAAGACAAUUGUUAGAAAGUGCAGGAUUUUCUUCAAGUAAUCCUUAUUAUAUUGUGGAGCAGGGUAAGAUUGUCAACAUGGCCAAUAUGAGCGAUGAAGAGAGAUGCCAGCUUAUCAAAGAUGUGGCUGGUACAAGAGUUUAUGAAUCGAGACGAAAGGAAAGUGAAGAGAUUUUGCAAGAAACUUCAGUUAAGUACAACAAGGUAGAAGAGUCUAUUGAAGAGCUACAAAAAAGAUUGACAGAACUUGAGGCUGAGACUGCUGAAUUGAAGUUUUUACAAGAAGCUGAGAAGGAAAGAAAGUCUAUUGAAUACUCUAUCUUUUCCUUAGAAUUGACAAAUGCCAAAGAAUGCCUGCAGGGGUUGGAUGAAAAAAGAGGUGAAUAUGUUUCCUCAUUAAGUGAAGAAAGAAGUGCUGAAAACACUACGAAGACCUCUAUUGAAGUGGCGGAAACAGAUGUUCGCAAUUGUUCCAAACGCAUUGCUUAUCUGGAGGGUGAACUGCAGACACUGGAGAAAGAGGCAGCCAAUCUGAAUAGUAAGAAAGCCAUUGCCCAAUUGGAUGCAGCUGAUGCAAAGAACGCUAUAAGUCGUAAUGAAAAGGAACGCAUGGCUCUUCAAAAGGAAGCAGAAAAUUUGGAAAGGAAUGCAGAAACGAUUAAAAGAGACCUGGAAGGAAAACGGAAUCAACUGCAUCAGCAUCAGACGACGACAGAUCUUAAAAGCAGUGCAUUGACCCGUUUGGAAGCAAAACUGGAAACACUUCUUGCUAAGAGAGGUCGAAGGAAACUUUUCAAGACCAAAGAAGAACGUGAUCUGUGGCUUUCUGGAGAAAUAGAACGGAACAGAAAAACUAUAGAUACUCAUAGAAAGGAGAUUGACCGCAUAAGCAAGAGCAUGAAAGAUAUAAAGGAUCGCAUUGACGAAGAAGAUAAACAAAGAAAGGAAAAAGAGAUCGUGACAAAGAAGGUGGACUCGAAAUUGGCUAAUCAUGAAGUUCGAAGGGAAAGGCUCAUAGAAACACGGAAUACUCUGAAUAUGGAGCGAAGAAAUUUAUGGCAAAAAGUCAAUGAACAAGAAAUUAUUGUUCAAAGGUUACACGAUGAGUGGGGCCGUUCAAGACAUCAACUUGAGCGUGCUGUUCGUCAUGAUAUUCGUCAAGGGUUACAAUCUUUAAAAGAGGUGUUACAAGAGCUUGCCGAUGAAAGACUUACCAGGGCAGUUCAUGGUCAAUUGAUUGAACUCAUUAAUGUCGGGAAAGGAUAUGAAACAGCUGUUGAGGUGACUGCAGGUAAUGCACUUUUCAAUGUUGUUAUUGAUUCCUUUGAAAUAAGCGCGAUAAUUCUCGACCAAAUCAAUUAA